AUGGGAAAUGGUUUUAUUGAGGGCCGAGAACUCGAUAAUUUCCUCAAGGAGUUCGUUAGUUCGGUCAACACUACUGAUGUCGGACCGGAGGUGGUGUCCGAAUCCAUGUUCUCGGAGCUGAAGGAGUGUUUUAUGGAGGCCUACGACGACAAUAAGGAUGGAAAGAUAGAAAUACGAGAAUUGGCACAACUCCUGCCUCUAGAAGAAAGCUUUUUGCUUCUCUUCCGUUUCGAUAAUCCUCUCGAAUCGAGCGUUGAGUUUAUGAAGAUUUGGAGAGAAUAUGACACCGACGGCAGUGGCUAUAUAGAGGCCGAUGAGCUGAAGAACUUUCUAAAAGAUCUGUUGAAAGAAGCGAAACGUGAAUCGAUAGAUGAGGACAAACUCAUUGAAUACACCGACACUUUACUCAAUAUUUUCGACUCAAACAAAGACGGAAAACUGCAAUUGAGUGAAAUGGCUAAGCUUCUUCCAGUGAAAGAGAACUUCUUGUGUCGAAAUGCCUUCAGAGGCGCCACGAAACUCAAUAAAGAAGAUAUUGAACGGGUCUUCGCUUUAUAUGAUAGAGACAAGAAUGGCACCAUUGAGAAUGAAGAACUCAAAGGCUUUCUCAAGGAUUUACUGGAACUGGUCAAAAAGGACUACGACGCACAAGACCUAGGAGAGUUUCAAAAGGCUAUCCUUUCGGGCUGUGACUACAACAGAGACGGCAAAAUCAAUAAGAAAGAGCUGACUAUGAUUUUGCUGGCUUUGGCCAAACACUCGACCGAAUGAUGCGCUCAUUAUAACCAAUGCACUCAUCACGAAAAUACCACUAACUCUACACUAUUCAGUGCAGUAUAUAAUGUAAUAAUUCUUCUCAAAUACAGUAUAUAUUCAAUUAAAAAAUCUCUUCAAAUCUGAUAACUCUAUUGCAAUAUCGAAAUAAUGUCCACUGAUUUGGACGGCUUUUUGUGCCAAUAUAUCAACACUCUAUUCAUUAUUUAUUUGCACAUUUCAACACAAAUUUCUCCAACUUUGUCACACAUUAUAUAAAAUUAUAUAAUAAGUGGUCAACCCUCUGAUGAAUAUCUUGACUGUAUUCCUACAAAUUUGGACGAAAAGUGCUAAAAACAAAAUAAGUAUUAUAUGUCUUGAAUACCAAAUUGACAUUUGAAUCCAAAUAAAGUAUAUUAUGCAAUAUUGCUUCAAAACCUUACAAGAGAUAUUUGGAUACAAAAACACAACAGUGAGUUUUGAAUACAACACAUUAUGUAUUAUAAGAAAUUAUAUUUUGAGCAAACAAUAAAAGUUGCAAUAAGUAUUAAUCUAAAGUGCUUAAAAUAAAUAGACAAUAUUCUUUCAAUAAGAAGAUUUUGGUGGUUUCAUCCAAUUUGUGGGAAUACGGCUUAAGGAGUUUGACAGAGAGUUUGUUCACUAUAUUUACUAAUUAUAAAUAAAAGGCUAGAAUUUAAACAUUAAUCAAGAAUUAGCAAGUUACAGAUUCUAACUAUUAUUAUAAUGCAUUAUAGUUAACAAGAAAAGCUAAAUAAUGAAUCCCUGUUUCACAUG
Molecule: messenger RNA, 1548 nt
Organism: Oppiella nova
Lineage: Eukaryota; Metazoa; Arthropoda; Arachnida; Sarcoptiformes; Oppiidae
Source: the annotation of a GenBank genome assembly